AUGGUACCUCCCGGCAGCUGAGGUGGAGAUAGGCGGUGGCGGCUCGCAGCUUGACCUCGAUUUGUUUUUGGGACUGCAGGCUGGACCGGCGCGUCCGGUGAGCUGGGAGAGAUAAAAACCAGGAGGAUAUUUGGGCAGCAGCAGCAGCAACAGGAGGGGAAUCCCCCUCGCUCCGCCGCCUCCUUGCCCGGCAUGCCGGCACUGCCCCGCUGAGACGUGCAGAGAGUUUUGGGGUUAAUUUGCGCCUGGCCGUCCCCUGGAAUAGAGACUCGCCGGAUAUCGGAUCGGUUGGGGUUUGUAGUCUAUGUCGUGUUGGGAAAUCUGGUGGAGUUUUUUCUCGCUCGAGGAGGAAGAGCCCGGUGUUGGCAGUUGGCUUCGUGGUCUUUUUUGGAGGGCGAAGGAAGGGAAGGGAUCUCACUUGAGCCGUGCGGAGAGAGAGCUCGGACAUGUGUUGUCAGCACAUCUGGGGAAUACAGUCUGCAAGUCCGAAAGGAAAUUUGCUGGGAUCGUUCAAACUGCGAUAUUGAUCUUUGUUAUUUUUUUUCGCCGAGGGAUGCACUUGGCAUGAGAAUCGGAGGAUGGAAAUUGUUUGGGAGGUGCUUUUUCUUCUGCAAGCGAAUUUCAUCGUCUGCAUUUCAGCUCAACAAAAUUCACCAAAAAUCCAUGAAGGCUGGUGGGCUUAUAAGGAGGUGGUCCAGGGAAGCUUUGUUCCUGUACCCUCCUUUUGGGGUUUGGUGAACUCAGCUUGGAAUCUUUGCUCAGUUGGGAAAAGACAGUCACCUGUCAAUAUUGAAACCAGCCAUAUGAUUUUUGAUCCCUUCCUAACUCCUCUUCGCCUAAACACAGGGGGAAGAAAGGUCAGUGGGACAAUGUACAACACAGGGAGACACGUGUCCCUCCGGUUAGACAAGGAGCACCUGGUGAACAUCUCCGGGGGCCCAAUGACCUACAGUCACCGCCUGGAGGAAAUCCGGUUACACUUUGGCAGCGAGGACAGCCAGGGGUCAGAGCACCUCCUCAAUGGCCAGGCCUUUUCUGGAGAGGUUCAGCUGAUCCACUAUAACCAUGAGCUGUACACAAAUGUCACAGAAGCUGCAAAGAGUCCUAAUGGGUUGGUGGUAGUUUCCAUAUUUAUGAAAGUAUCUGAAUCAUCAAAUCCAUUUCUAAAUCGUAUGCUUAACAGAGACACCAUAACAAGAAUAACAUAUAAGAAUGAUGCAUACUUACUACAGGGGCUUAAUAUUGAGGAACUUUAUCCAGAGACAUCUAGUUUCAUUACAUAUGAUGGGUCAAUGACAAUUCCACCCUGCUAUGAAACAGCAAGCUGGAUAAUAAUGAACAAACCUGUCUACAUAACAAGGAUGCAGAUGCAUUCUUUGCGACUGCUAAGCCAGAAUCAGCCAUCACAGAUAUUUCUGAGCAUGAGUGACAAUUUCAGACCAGUCCAGCCUCUCAACAAUCGAUGUAUCCGAACCAAUAUCAACUUUAGUUUACAGGGAAAAGAUUGUCCAAACAAUAGAGCACAGAAACUACAGUAUAGAGUAAAUGAAUGGCUCCUCAAAUGAGACAGAGCAGGCAGAACCCAAAUCCUCAGUGGAAUGCUCCUUCUGGGAAUUGACAUCAUCUACAAUGCACCCAACCUCCCUCUCUGGGCUCACAUGCACCAUGUGCUGUGGGAAAAGAGCUGCCAUGUUGGAAAACUCCUCAAAAUGUAUUCAUGUGAUUGGUGGCCAUUUAAAAACAAAACAAAACAAAACAAACAAAACAAAAGAAAACAAAAGUAUUACAGUAAACAUGAUUACAAUUUUCCUGAACUAAUUUGGAGUCACAAAGAAAGACUUUUCAGACUUUGUACAUAUGAAAUUCUUUCUCUUCUCCCCCUCUCUCCCUCAAUUGAAAAAAAAAAAAAAAAAGAAAAAAGGUGGCUCAGUACAGCAUCAAAGUGGAGUUGUGUUCUGUGUGCCAAGUAAUCCUUGGAAAGCUGUCAUUAUUUCACUAUCAUUAAUGGACACUGACAAGACAGAACAAGACUACUGUAAAGGAAACAUUUGUAGGUAUGAUCUUUCUGUUAAUUUAAUUUUAAAAGGGACAGACUUGAGAGAUAAGUAUUGUAAAUAUAUCACUGCAAAAUAUAAAGGAAAUUGAAAUAUUUCCCUUUGUCACAUAUCUGUAGUAGGAUUUGGCAAAAUCAGAAUAUAUCCAUUUUCUGUUUCUUGUUUUACAACAUCAUAAGUUGUGUUGGUUACUAUUAACAACUCAAUAAAUGUGUUUAACAAAUUAAUUUAGUUAAGUUGCUUUGAUUUCUUUUUUUCCUUUCUUAAAUAACUAGCCUCUACUAUUUGUGGAUGUAUUAUUUGUAGUUUUCUUUUUUUUUGUUUAUUUUUUUUUUGUUCUUUCUUGUUUUACUUAAUUUCUUUGUUUGCAGCCCAUUCAAUUGAGUUAAGGACAAUUGGGAAUGCACUUAAAGGUGGUAUAAGUUUAACUCCACUUUAUGGUCCAUUAUUAACAGGGACUGGGCUCAGAAGCAGGAAGCAGAUGAAACAUAGUUCAAAAUUGUCAUUUUCCUUGCUGAAGCAAUUAUUGGGACAAACAUUCAAUCCUGUAAAUGGGUGGUGAAAGGGAUAUUUUUUCUUCACAGAUAAAGCAGGAGCUGGCCAAGUAAAUGCAAAUGCCUUUUUUCUUAUUUAUAAUGGUCAUUCACUGUGUUUGGUUACUGUCAAGAACUCAAUAAAUGUGUUUAACAAGUUCA
Passer domesticus (house sparrow) is the source of this 2749-nucleotide messenger RNA. RefSeq names its product carbonic anhydrase 10 (gene CA10). The record is from RefSeq and is a predicted model, not a curated record. The transcript has 10 exons. Bases 579 to 1565 code for a protein of 328 amino acids. Gene Ontology annotation, molecular function: zinc ion binding; carbonate dehydratase activity. Lineage: Eukaryota; Metazoa; Chordata; Aves; Passeriformes; Passeridae.